Molecule: messenger RNA, 1632 nt
Organism: Diabrotica balteata
Lineage: Eukaryota; Metazoa; Arthropoda; Insecta; Coleoptera; Chrysomelidae
Source: the annotation of a GenBank genome assembly
AUAAAUGCCAUCUGCUGAUAUUCUUUUGGAUGGUAACCGAAUAGGUCAAAGACUCAAAUUCUCUAAAACAGAAGAAGAUUUUUAACGUCAAAAUUACUUGGAAUUGGAAAUGUAAUGUUGUCCUUUUCUUUCUUUUACUAGUUUUGAGUGUAGUGAGAAUGGCUGCCGGAACUCUUUACACUUAUCCCGAUAAUUUCCGGGCCGCAAAAACUCUUAUUGCCGCACAAUAUGCCAAGGCAAACGUCAAAGUAGCAUCCAAUUUUGUUUUUGGAGAAACUAAUAAGACUAAAGAGUUCACCAAGAAAUUUCCAAGUGGAAAGGUUCCUGCGUUUGAAUCAAACGAUGGCAAGUACCUUCAAGACAGCAACGCUAUCGCUUACUAUGUUUCCAAUGAACAACUAAGAGGAAAAAAUGAAUAUGAUAGAGCACAAAUUUUGCAAUGGAUUGGCUUUGCUGAAGGUGAAAUUGUUCCAGCAGCAUGUGCCUGGGUAUUCCCUAUCUUGGGAAUUGUUAAAAAUAACAGUGGUAAUGAUGAGACUUUCCAAAGAGCAAAGGAAGACCUCAAAUCCUCUUUGUCUAUUCUCAACAGCCACUUACUUGCCCACACUUACUUGGUAGGAGAGAGAAUCACUCUAGCUGAUAUUGUAGUUGCCUGCAAUCUAUUGAAUGCCUACAAAUAUGUACUUGAUCCCAACUUUAGAAAACCUUUUGGUAAUGUCAACAGAUGGUUCAACACACUUAUUAACCAGCCACAAUUCAAAGCUGUACUUGGAGAAGUUAAACUUUGCAGUGCAGUUGCUCAACCUGGAACUUUAACUGCUGCAGCCACAACACCAGGUAAAGGUAAGAAGAAGGAAGAAAAGAAACAAGAGAAGAAGCCACAACCACCUAAAGAAAAGAAGGAAAAGGAACAGCCAGAAGAAUUAGAUGCUGCCGAAGCUGCCCUUGCUGAAGAACCCAAGAGCAGGGAUCCCUUCUCUGAACUACCUAAAGGAACCUUUGUUAUGGAUGACUUCAAACGUGUCUAUUCAAAUGAAGAAGAGAGCAAAUCAAUUGCUUAUUUCUGGGAGAAAUUCGACCCUGAAAACUACUCAAUCUGGUAUGGCGAAUAUAAAUACCCUGAAGAACUCUCCAAAGUGUUCAUGAGCUGUAACCUAAUUACCGGUAUGCAACAGAGGCUGGAUAAGAUGAGAAAGCAGGCCUUCGCAUCUGUAUGCCUUUUUGGAGAAGACAACAACAGCACAAUCUCCGGUAUCUGGGUAUGGAGAGGACAAGAAUUAGCUUUUACUUUAAGUCCCGACUGGCAAAUAGAUUAUGAAUCCUACGAAUGGAAGAAGUUGGAUGCCAAAUCAGAAGAAACAAAGAAAUUAGUAGAGCAAUACUUCUCAUGGACUGGUACUGACAAACAAGGUAGAAAAUUCAAUCAAGGAAAAAUCUUUAAAUGAUCUUCAUCUACUUAAUAAAUCUUCUAAAAUGCUGUACUGAUCAUGUGAAGCAAGAGAAAUAAAUCCCAAUGUUUUGUUAAUAAUAUUUUUUUAUUAAUCAUAUUUAUGUAAUUGUUCUGAUCGAAGCUUUUCUUUGGGCUUUACUCCCUGAGUUUUUAAGACACUUAAAUAAAUUUAAUAACAAUUU